GUGUUUUGUUAGUUGCUAUUGUUUUUUGUAAUUUUUGUAAUCAAUGUGUAUACAUAUGGUUAAUUUUAAAUUAUAAUAUUGUUUCAAAAUAUUUGUCAUGUUGUUAUCAACGAACUAGAACUACUUUAUGUUGGAUCAUCAUUCUUGGUUAUACGUUUUUAUUUAAAAAUGACGAGAAAUAUUCAAGUAGAUAAACAAUUUAUGAGAAAAACACUUCAAACCCAUAAUAUUAAGCUUAUUAAGCUGAAUAUAAAGAACAAUCAAAAUGUCACACAUGAUCACAAUUAUCAUCGUAAAAAAAAAACAAAAUAUCAAUGGCCUGAUCGACAAAAAUAUAUAAAUCACGCAGAAAUAUUAAUAAAUGACUCCGAUGGAUGUGAUACUCAACCAGAUUGGUGUGCGAUUGAUGUUUCAAGUGAUGAAGAACCUGAUGAUAAUAUGCUUCUUUCUGAAAUAUUAACAAUGGAAUUAGAAAAAGACUUACUACAUGAGUACAGAAAUAAGAACUGUAAAUGUAAUUCGUCACAACAUGAUAAGAACCAAACAUAUGAAUAAUUAUGAUCACAACAUAAUUUUAAGAUAAAUUAUCAAUGGUACGAAAGGGAUACGGUGUAUAUUAUUUCAAAAUACAAAAUCAAAAUUCUGUCAAAAACAUAUUCAUAAAAUAAAAACAAUUUAAAUUAUCACUGAAUAGCAAAGAUUCUUGAACAUUUAUAGAUGGAGACUGGAGGUUAUAAUUAUAUG
Myzus persicae (green peach aphid) is the source of this 744-nucleotide messenger RNA. RefSeq lists its product as uncharacterized. The record is from RefSeq and is a predicted model, not a curated record. NCBI's taxonomy places the organism in Eukaryota, Metazoa, Arthropoda, Insecta, Hemiptera, Aphididae. The coding region runs from base 169 to 555 and encodes 128 amino acids. The transcript has 4 exons.